Monascus purpureus is the source of this 669-nucleotide messenger RNA. The record is from the annotation of a GenBank genome assembly. NCBI's taxonomy places the organism in Eukaryota, Fungi, Ascomycota, Eurotiomycetes, Eurotiales, Aspergillaceae.
AUGUCCAUAGUAGCCCUCCCCGCAACCCCAGAAGACGGCCUCACCCUUUCCAUCCUCGAAAAUGCCGCCUUCGAAUCCAAUCCCCUAGGACCCCUCUGCUUCGGCCCUCCCACCGAAGAAAGCGUCCUAGCGCGCGGCAAAGAUCUGGAGGGAUGGUCGCAAGCUCCCAAUAUUAAACUGGUCAAGGCCGUCAUUCGGUCCCCCCGUUCCAAUGCCAAUGGACGCUCGAAAGAAGACAAAGAAGAAGAGGAGGAGGAGGAGGAGGAAAUAGUCGGCUGGGCAGGCUGGAAGUACUACCUUGAUGAUCCAGAGACGAGAGAGGAGGAAAAGCGUGUUCCGCCGCCGACGUCGCCUUCUCCGCAGGCCUUUUAUGAUUUCUUUGGGAGGCCGAAUUUGCUCAUGAAGGGGAAGAGAUAUAUCGCCCUCCUUAUCCUCGCUGUUCAUCCCAAGCAUCAGCAGAAAGGCGUCGGUUCGCUUCUGCUUAAAGCGGGUUUGGAGGAUAUCGAUCAGGAACAUCCCUCUCUUCCCGUUUGGUUGAGGGCUACUGAGAUGGGAUAUCCGCUGUACCUCAGGUUUGGAUUUAAGGUUGCCGAAAAGGAGGUCGUGGAUUUGUCCAAGUAUGGGCUGGAGGGAGUCGUAAGUACGAAUUAUACCAUGAUCAGGGGGUGA